AUGUUGCUUCGAGCAAUCAUCGCGGCUCUCGCCACCAGCCUGAAAGCCGUCAACGCAUGCACGAACUGCACCAACGAAUCAACAGAGCCAUACACCCUCGCCCCGGCACCAUGGACUCUCAAGGGUACAAUUUACACGACUUUUCUCCUGCCCGGUAUAGGCAUCUCAUUAGACGGCAAGCUUCCAAACAAGGCUUUUCCACCUCUUGAGCGACAGUACCCCGAGUCGAUUGCUGGCAAGUUUGUCGGCACACUGGGCACGAUUCAAAUCAUUCGAUAUACCGAAAGUCCAGUGGGACCUUAUGAUGAGAUGUUCAUCAUUCCUGGGUUCUUUGAGUAUGAGAAUGACGGGAAAGUGGAGCGGAAUGUGAGAGUCAGCAGGAUUUAUGUUAGCCAGAAGUAUUGCGUUUGGAAUGCACGAAAAAUCUGGAACCAACCCAAACACCUCGCCAACUUCGACUGGACCACCAACGCCGACGGCAGCGAAUCCGUCAAAAUCUACCCCUACGACACAACCGGCGACGAGUCCGAAUCGACCCCCUCAACGAAGCCAUGGUUUCAGAUGACCUACUCCUCCCUCCUACCCGAAAACCUCAAUCUCGACUUAGGCAUCCUCAACCUCGACCUCGACCUCAACCCUGCCAUCCCCUUCACUUCAGAUCUGUACGGCCUCCUCGGCAUCAACGCCACUCUGAUCCAGCCACCGCUGCCACAAGGCAAUGAUUCGUACGGUGCGUUGGCAAGCGGUGGGGAGUUUUGGAAAUCUGUUGUGCCGGGACAGUAUAGCGAUAAGACAUCAGUGGGCACGAUGAAUCUCGACCAGAGCGGUGGGGAUGGGGAAGAGGAGGGCGUGAAUGCGGUUGGGGAUGAGUUUGAGGAGGCGUUUUGGCCGGGGCUGUUCAAGACUUCGGUGGCGUUGAAGAUGGAGGAUGCGACGUUGACGUCUAGUGAGGAACAGGUUUUGCCGGGGGUGAAGUGA
Zasmidium cellare ATCC 36951 is the source of this 978-nucleotide messenger RNA. RefSeq lists its product as uncharacterized. The transcript has 2 exons. Lineage: Eukaryota; Fungi; Ascomycota; Dothideomycetes; Mycosphaerellales; Mycosphaerellaceae. The record is from RefSeq and is a predicted model, not a curated record. The coding region runs from base 1 to 978 and encodes 325 amino acids.